Messenger RNA from Spirodela intermedia, 441 nucleotides. Lineage: Eukaryota; Viridiplantae; Streptophyta; Magnoliopsida; Alismatales; Araceae. The record is from the annotation of a GenBank genome assembly.
AUGAGGAAGGUAUUUUUCAUUCUCUCAACAAAUUCUCUUCAUAUUAAUGCCAAGAAAUGCAAAUUUGGAGAAAGCAAACUAGAGUAUUUGGGCCAUUGGGUGUUGGCAGAAAGAGUAGAAGUUGAUAAGGAGAAGAUAUAUGCUAAGACUAAUUGGCUAAUUCUUAGAAAUCUUAAGGAACUUUGUGGGUUCCUAAGGCUCAUUAGAUAUUGUAGGAAAUUUAUUGCCAACUAUGCUUCAAUCGCAUGGCCACUGACACAAUUACUAAGAAAAUAUGCAUUUUGUUGGUCAAGAGAAGCACAAGCAGCCUUCUCGACCCUUAAACAAGCAAUGACUAUGGCUCCGGUAUUAGCAUUACCAAAUUUUUCGCAAGAAUUUAUUGUGAAAAUUGAUGCUUUUGGAUCAAGUGUUGGGUUGUUCUCAUGCAACAAGGGUGCUUGA